CUAAGGAAAUUGAAACUGAGUUCAAGAGAGUUGAGCGGCUGCUGGAGAGAAAAUGAAAGUGGAAAAGAAGGAAUGAACAUGUUUUUUUAAUUCUGAAUUAGUUUAAACGUAGCGAAUACUAAGCUGGCGAUUGAGAUCCUGUUGGCGGUCGGGAUAAGCUGGCUGUGCACAGUACUCGAGGGUGAGCACACGACUUGGUGGGCCGAUCAGCUUCGUUUAUGGACUUCCAGUGUAGUUCGUCGUUUGCGUGCCAACACCUGACGUGAACAGGUUGAUUGGAAGUCUGAUUCUGAAGUAACCUCUUAUUUGAUCAGCACUAAACAGGAAAUAUUGUUUUUAUUAAUGACGAUCAAAGCACACUAGAACCCUGAUGAACCAAGGUGUUCACAUUACCUGAGGCAAACCUUUCAGGGUUGAAGGGAGCAGGAGCCAUACUGGCAGAAACAGAUACAAGGCUGGGAGCAUCUGGGGGAGCAUACCAGUCUAUUAAAGGAGCUUUGAGAAAACCACUGCAAAAGAUAUUUCAACAUGGAUGGAACAAACUAUAUUAGUGCUCUUAAUGAACACCGACAGAGACAUAAUUUAUCAUUAGUAUUUAAAGAGGUUUCCAUAGAUGGCCCAGACCACAACCGCACGUUUACGUAUCAAAUAAUCCUUGAUGAAAUAAGUUAUCCUAAAGCUGAUGGUAAAAAUAAGAAAGAGGCUAAGCAAAAUGCUGCCAAGGCGGCCUAUGAAAUAUUAAAGAAACAAGAGUCAUCCAGUGAUCUGUCAGUGACUGGACCACAAAUAAAUUUACUCUCAACAUCACCCACAGAUGUAAACUACAUAGGGUGGCUUAAUAAUUACGGUCAGCAGCAUCAUGUAGGUGUCUGGGCUAUAGAAAAGGGUUUACCUGGACUUGCUCACUUACCACAGUUUUCCUGUCAGUUCAAAAUUGGAGAUCGAGAAUUUGGUGUAGCAAAUGGAAAAAAUAAAAAAGAAGCAAAAAAAGAAGCUGCAAAGCUUGCAUAUGAUGAACUUGUACAUGAAAGUAGUGUCCAGACAGAAGACAAGUCAGAAAGUGAGAUUAAAUGCAGUCCUGAUUCUAGACUGGACUUAGGCUCUUGCUCUUCUGAGAUGGGAAGUAUAGUAAACGGUGAAAGCAAAUCAUCCCUUGAAAAAAGUGAGGUUUUCAGUCAAGAUGAUGACACCAGUUGUGAUGCAAACCAUAUUGGGAAAUUAAAUGAAUUGUGCCAAAAAAACAGCUGGAUGCAUGAUUUUAAGUUGAUUAAAAGUGGACCUCCACACGAUCCAGAAUUUUCUUGCUAUGUUACAAUUAAUGGAAAACAGUUUCCUGAAGCAAAGGGAAAGACCAGUAAAGAUGCAAAGCAAAAGGCAGCAAAGUUGGCUGUGACAGAAUGUUGCUCUUCAGCCAAGUGUUCUGAAACCCAUAGCGGAACUUUAUCUUCUUCUACAGAUUCAUGCUCCAAACAAGAAACAGAGAGUUUUAAAUCUGGGGACAGUGAUGACUCCAUUGUGUUCAAGAGCAGCAGUCCCAGCCCUAAAGCUUCUGCAGCCAUUUCACCUUCACUGACACCUGUUCGGAGGAGUCCUGAUGAAUGUAAACAGAGAACCAAAAUAGUGUUAGCACCAACAUUUGCCCAUGGAAAUGAAGCAAACCACCCAAGAACAAAUUUACAGGAAAAAAAAACCUUCAAUGGAGGACCCAAGUCUUCCAUUGUACCAGAGCUUUCAGGAUUUGAUCAAUUAAGCCAUCUUGAUAAAGGAGGCUUUGGAUAUGUUUGGAAAGCAAGAAAGACUUUGGACAAUAAAUUUUAUGCAGUUAAAAGAGUAAAGUAUAAUGAAAAAGCCCGCCGUGAAGUUGAGGCUUUAGCAAAUCUGGACCAUAAAAAUAUUGUUCAAUAUUUUACAUCUUGGGUAUCUCAAGAAUUUCCAAGCAACUUUCCGGAGACAUCGACAAGUUCCAGUAGCUCAAGCAGUUCAGAUCCCAAGAAUCCAAAGAUUUAUCUGUUUAUUCAAAUGAAAUUAUAUGAAAAAGGAAAUUUAGAAACUUGGAUGUAUGAAAAUAAGAGAAGCAAAAUUGUGGCUAUGAAUAUGUUUGCACAGAUUGUCGAAGGAGUUGAACAUAUUCAUUCGAAUAAUCUAAUUCAUAGAGAUUUAAAGCCAAAAAAUAUAUUUAUAGGCGAUGAUGACACAGUAAAAAUUGGAGAUUUUGGAUUAGCAUGCACGACAAGCAGUGACGAUGAUAACGCCUUAAUUGAACGCACAAAACGCACAGGAACACCCUCAUAUAUGAGUCCUGAACAGAACAACCUAUCGAACUAUGGGAAUGAAGUAGACAUUUUCUCACUUGGACUUAUUUUCUUUGAACUCCUAUGGCCAAUAAAAACAAAGAGUGAAAAGUAUAAGAUUUGGCCAGAUGUAAGAGAAGGAAACUUCCCUCAACGGUUUUGUAAUGAACAUGGCCAAGAACGUUUACUUCUUAGAGCGAUGCUUUCAGAAGAUCCAAAAAACCGACCAACAGCAAAACAUCUUUCCACACGAAUGGGCGUAAUGAUAGAAAACAAUUCUCUCAGGUCAAAUACUGUAUAGGAGACAUCCAUGAAGACAUGGGAGAGACUGUAUAGCUUAACGUGUUGGAUUCUAAACAAAUGUAUAUCCUUCAGGAACUUGGUGGACUCUGUUUCCUGCGGUCAGAAAAGAGGCAAAAGUCAGAGGGGUGUGCUUUAAGGUAGCCUUUUGAAGGCAUAACAAUUACCCAAGUGCAAACAUUUUUUAUAGACCUUUUACUGUCUUUUAAACAUUAGCCAUCAAGGCAACCUCUUAUUCUUCAGACUCAGUCUUAGGAAGUGGAAUUGCAAAAGGCAUUUCUAAAUACUACGCCUUGUGUUGGCUGGGAUUGGCUCCAGCAGACCCCGUGAACUUGUAGUUAUAGCGGGUUGGAUGAUGGAUGGAUUUCUAAAUACUCCCAAUGUGAGCUUGCUUGUUUGCCGUUUACUUCCAUUCCACAAAAUAUGAUCACAUUUAAUGUGGGAAAUACUGUAUCAACUAAAAUUUUUUUCUUGAUGAAGUAAUCAUGGGUCAUAAUACUGUUUUUAUGGUUUUAAUUGUGUAAUUUGGAAAUGAAAAUCAGGUUUAAGAGACUUUUAUGACAAAAAUGCUUAAUCUAUAAUGUAAAUGAAAUUAGUUUUAAGUCAUGUUUGCACUUGUCACAAAAGAAAUGUCUUCAACAAGAUCAAGUGUUCAGUUUAAAAAGCAAUCAUUGUAAGCACUUGCACUAAGUUACGGUUUAACCAUGUCGAUCCCCACUCUCAUUUAGAUGCAUAACUGACUUGCAGUUCCCUACCAAGUUGCGUUUAGUGAUGGAGGAAAUCCCUGGAAAAGUCAAAGGGAAGUGUCAUAAGCAAAAUUGCUGAACAUUAACUCCACAUACGGUCCGGCAUACUGUUUUUUACUGGGUUAUAGCAUGUUGGAAACUAUUAACUCUCUAAUUGUUAACAUCUUGAAAGAUUACCAGAAAACGUGAAACGUAGCAUGUAGAGUGAUUUUACAUGAGUAUGCUUUUAUGGGGUCUUUUCUAUGUAUGUUGCGACAAAGUACUAAACAGUGACUCACCUAAACAUACUAGCUUGAUGUCAAAGUUGAGAUGUGUUAAACAGAAACCAAAUCUCUGCUCUAGAGGUCUGAAGCAUCUGCAUUGUGUGGCUUUUCCGCUAAACAAGUGAGUCGACCUUUAUUUUGAGUCUUGGGUGAAGUACGAAAAAGCAGCACAAAGCUGCGUUGAAGCACUUUAUUUAAUAAAUUGUGCCUUUUGUCGACAGAUGAGUGGCAUCCUGUGUAAUGGGUAAUGUGCUUAAAGGAAUAGUCAACCUGAAAAUAUUUCAUUUUAUAGGCACUCUUAUGUGGUUUGUAGGGAUUGCUGAGAAAAAAUUUUAAUCUCAUGUUUUCAUGCAGAACAGCGGUAACAAAGCUUAUGGUUUAAUGGAAGCUGGCAGUCACCAACACUGGACAACAGCAAAACAAUGUGAAAAAGUCCAUAGGGAAAAACCUCCAGUUACUCUUUUUUGUUUUUUUUCUAGUUGUAUACACCAAUCAUGGAAAACGCACGUAUUUUUUGCUUAAAUAUUGUUAAAUCGAUUCCUCCGAUAAAACAAAAGCAGCCCACAACUCGUAAGCUCUUUUACACGAAGUUGUGCUUUUCAAUUGAAGACCUUCCUCUCACUACACUAGUCAAGAAUCCUGUCUUCAGUUCAAAAGUGUGACCCCCGUGUGAAAGGGGUGUGGGCUUCUUUCGCUCUACCAGAGGAAUCGAUUUUGCAGUAUUAUUAUGUAACAAAAGAUUUUUUUUUGAUCCAGCAUUGGUCGCCACUCUCUUCUAUUAAAGCAUAAACUUUGUUAGUUCAGUUCUGCAUGAAAGAAUGAAAUCUAUUUUUUUUCUUGGUCAUCACCACAUACAAUAUAGGAUAAGUAACAUUUAAAAAAAAAAAGACUAAUUUUUCAGCGGAGAAUUUCUUUAAGGAAGGCAGAUACUUCUGUGUCAUUUGAAGAAAAGUGAAAGAUGUGCAAUCCAAAUGAAUCCUAGCCUCAGUGUCUUUGAAUCAUGUAAGCUGUCCCACAGUAUUUGCUAAUGUGUGUAAAAUUUGACAAGAGUGGACGCAGAUCACUGAAGUAAUAAAUUGUCAGAUAUCAUUGA
Molecule: messenger RNA, 4693 nt
Organism: Polypterus senegalus (gray bichir)
Lineage: Eukaryota; Metazoa; Chordata; Cladistia; Polypteriformes; Polypteridae
Product: interferon-induced, double-stranded RNA-activated protein kinase-like
Exons: 23
Coding region: 529-2592 (687 amino acids)
Biological process (GO): protein phosphorylation
Molecular function (GO): ATP binding; protein kinase activity; double-stranded RNA binding
Source: RefSeq, a predicted model, not a curated record